Heterocephalus glaber (naked mole-rat) is the source of this 4220-nucleotide messenger RNA. It is a transcript of the gene Ppat, whose product is annotated as phosphoribosyl pyrophosphate amidotransferase. Gene Ontology annotation, biological process: purine nucleobase biosynthetic process. Gene Ontology annotation, molecular function: amidophosphoribosyltransferase activity. The record is from RefSeq and is a predicted model, not a curated record. Lineage: Eukaryota; Metazoa; Chordata; Mammalia; Rodentia; Bathyergidae.
CAAGUCCGGACGGCCGGGGGAAAAGCAGAACAGGAGGGGCGUGUAAAAUUUACACCUUCUGAGAGAAAUGACGUUACUUUCAUCGCCCCAGUCUUGGAUGUUGCAAAAUAACGGAGAUUUCCACGUGCAGAAAAAUAAGCCUUCCGGAUGUCGGGGGGAGGGGAGAUAGCUCCACCCCAUGAAAUACAUGACUCCUCCCCUCUUCCUCCGCUCUCCCUGUUUGGUGGGCCCCGGGAGGCGGGGCGGGGCGAGCAGGCCACGCCCACUCGGGGGUCAGCAGGCGCCGCCGCAGUAGCUGGUGUCGAACUGCGGGGAAGGAAGAGGCUGCUACGAGCGUAGGGACCGAGCUGGCAGCUGGUUGGAUCUUGGACUUCGGCCGCGGCGGGAGGUCCCUCCACGUGCCUUCCGCGGCGACAUGGAGCUGGAGGAGUCGGGCUUUAGAGAGGCAUGCGGCGUGUUCGGGUGCAUCGCUUCUGGAGAGUGGCCCACGCAGCUAGAUGUGCCGUAUGUGAUCAAUCUAGGACUCGUGGGGCUGCAGCACCGGGGUCAAGAGAGUGCUGGUAUUGUGACCAGUGAUGGGAGUUCAGUGCCAGCGUUCAAAAUGCAUAAGGGAAUGGGUCUUGUAAAUCAUGUUUUUACUGAAGACAAUUUGAAGAAAUUAUAUGUUUCAAAUCUUGGAAUUGGACACACAAGAUAUGCCACUACAGGAAGAUGUGAAUUAGAGAAUUGCCAGCCCUUUGUUGUAGAAACACUCCAUGGGAAAAUAGCUGUGGCACAUAAUGGUGAAUUGGUAAAUGCUCCUCGGUUAAGGAAAAAGCUUCUGCGUCAUGGUAUUGGUCUGUCAACAAGCUCUGAUAGUGAAAUGAUUACCCAGCUCCUGGCGUAUACCCCUCCUCAGGAGCAAGAUGACACCCCAGACUGGGUAGCAAGGAUUAAAAACUUAAUGAAGGAGGCACCCACAGCGUACUCCCUGCUUAUAAUGUACAGAGAUGUUAUAUACGCAGUACGGGACCCUUAUGGAAUUCGGCCUCUGUGCAUUGGUCGUCUUAUUCCAGGUUCUGAUAUAAAUGACAAAGAGAAAAAAACAUCAGAAACAGAAGGAUGGGUAGUGUCUUCAGAAUCUUGUAGCUUUCUAUCUAUCGGUGCAAUAUACUACCGUGAAAUCUUACCUGGGGAAAUUGUGGAAAUAUCCAGACAUGGUGUCCAAAUUCUUGAUACCGUAUCAAGGUCUGAAGGAAACCCAGUGGCUUUUUGUAUCUUUGAAUAUGUUUAUUUUGCAAGACCAGAUAGUAUGUUUGAAGACCAAAUGGUUUAUACAGUGAGAUACCGCUGCGGUCAGCAACUGGCAAUCGAAGCACCUGUGGAUGCAGAUUUGGUUAGCACUGUUCCAGAAUCUGCCACACCUGCUGCUCUUGGUUAUGCAAAAAAGAGUGGACUUCCAUAUGUGGAAGUGCUAUGUAAAAACCGGUAUGUAGGAAGAACCUUCAUUCAGCCAAACAUGAGAUUAAGACAACUUGGUGUUGCAAAAAAGUUUGGAGUGUUGUCAGACAACUUUAAAGGCAAAAGAAUUGUUCUUAUAGAUGAUUCAAUUGUGAGAGGCAAUACCAUUUCACCCAUAAUAAAAUUGCUCAAAGAAUCUGGUGCAAAAGAGGUACACAUUCGAGUAGCUUCACCACCAGUCAGAUAUCCAUGCUUCAUGGGAAUAAACAUUCCCACAAAAGAAGAGCUCAUUGCCAAUAAACCAGAAUUUGGUCAUCUUGCAGAAUAUCUUGGAGCAAGCAGUGUUGUGUAUCUGUCAGUAGAAGGACUGGUUUCAUCUGUACAAGAAGAGAUAAUAUUAAAAAAACAAAAAGUGAAAAGGAAUGAUAUUAUGAUUCAGCAAAACGGAAAUGGUCUGGAAUGUUUUGAAAAUAAUGGUCAUUGUACAGCUUGUCUCACUGGAAAAUACCCUGUAGAACUGGAAUGGUAACUGGUAGGGGCAGAUAAUGUUGGCUUCAAGAUAGAAAGUUGGUCAAGAAAUGGUUACAUAUUAUCUAUUAACUCAGUACAUGAAACAAAAUGCCACAUGCUUACGUUUACCUUUAUAAUUUUGAGAUUUUUUUUCUGAAAAGGGUACCAAAUACUAUAAUUGAACCUUGCUCAUUAUAUAUAAUACACCAUAUAUAUAUAUUUUAAUUACAUUGGCUAGCCUUUUUCAUUCAGUCAGAGAAGGCAGAUGUAAGUGCUAUUUGCCACAUAAAUGGAUUAGAUUAUGAGGUUAGAGCCAGCUAGGAGGUGUGAUGCAAAAAAGAUAGGUUGAGUUAAUAAAACAUUUCAGACAAACUUGGAAUUGAUUCAGCCCACAUGUGUCUAGUCUCUAUCUUUCAGGCUGUAGUUUUGACCUUGUCUUCCCUGUCUAUCCUCAACUUAUUUUUAGUGGUACUAAGAAUUGAACCCACCGAUUGCUGAACUAAAUCCCCAAUCCCCCUCCCCCCAUUUUAAGGCAGAGUCUCCCUGAGCUUCCCAGGCUGGCCUCCCUUAAACUUGUGAUAUUCCUGCCUCAGCCUCCCUACUAACUGGGAUUAUAAGCAUGUUUCUGAAAAUUAAGAUAACUCUUAAGAUGUUUUUUGAGGGGGUACUGGGGAUCAAACUCAAGAUCUUGUGCUUGCAAGGCAGGUGCAGUGCCACUGAGCUAAAUCCCCAGCCCAAGAUUUUUUUUUAAAUGUAACUCUUCAAAAGAAGAGAAACAUCUUUUUGUGCCACAGUAUACUCAUCUAUGCAGUGAGGUACUGACAGUAAUUAACAAUAGAAAUGUGAAAGUGUCAUACACCUCUAAAUUUUGAGACGGUGCAUGAUAGCUUUUUUGAAAUGAGUUUGUAAUUGAAACUUCUUUGUGAUGAAGGGAGAUGUAGAGUUCAGCAGAUCCUUGUCAUGUGUUCUUGCGAUGCCCCAAGAAUGGUUAUAAAAAUUAAGUCUGGGGGCCAGGGAUUUAGCUCAGUGGUUUCGCCGCCUGCUACGCAAGCACAAAGCCCCGAGUUUGAUCCCCAGUACCAAAAAAAAAAAAAUUAAGUCUGGUCAUGUUUUUCCUACAUUUGACUAGAAAAAUGUGACCUAAAAUAUUUACAAGUCCAGUAAGAAACUUAAUACAUUUGAAAUAAAAACAUUUUUUAAAAAUUCCAGCAAACCCAUUAUCCUUAAAGUGCUUGAUCAUUGGAAUCAUAAAUCCUUGUAUAUGUAUAUAUGUAUAUACACAUACUUAUGAUUGAGAUUAAGUGAUCAAAUAAAACAGUAGAGGCCAAUUUUGUUUGAGGAUUAAGGAGACAAUUACUUCUUCAGAGUAAGAAUGGCCUUAUCCAAGUAUCAACUUAAAAUUACCUUUUUCCACUUUGUUUUACUAGGAGUUAAUGAAUUUUUUUAAGUUUUUUGUUUGUUUUGUUUGUGUUUUUUGUAUUUCAGAUUUAGUAGAUAGGGAUGCUUUGCCUACAAACUCUUGUUUCUGUAAGACUUUUUAAGCUUAAAAGUGUUUGUUUAUAUGUCAUGCUACCACAACUUGAUGUAUAUAAUAUGCAAAUCCAUUUAGAAAUUUACUAUUUAUUAAUUGAAAUCAUUCAUCUGAUUUUGGUAUGUAGUCUCAUGGUUAUAUUAGUGGCAGGUCAAGAUAAAAUGUUGGUAGUUCUUUAAGAUCAUGUGCAGCAGUGGCUCAGAUGACCCUAUGGCAGCAGCACUGGCAAAUUGGCAUUUCAAAGCCCUGGGACCAUUUCAGCAUGUGUAGCCUCUUGUCUUAAACGUAUUCCCCAUGGCAUGGAGGAGGUAAGACCUGUGGGUCAAUUUGAAAUGGCCUUACUUACAUUUGACUUUUUAAAAACAAGAGACUCAGGGAAAGUACUAAACCAAAAUAUCUGAUUUGAACUUUAUGUUUUCCUUAGUUUUUAUUUUGUUUUAUCGGGAUGCUUUUGUAAAAGAAAAUGCUCUUAUGGUUUGAUAAUUCUACACAUUUAAUAUUUCUCUGUCAUGGUCUUUCACUUCACAAACUUCUGAAGUCUGCAUUAUUAAGUUAUAUAUUUUUUUUUUACCAAUUUAGUUUGAAGUGUUUAACUGCUUUAAAUUUAUACGAGUAUUAUAAACUGCAGAGAAAAUGAAAUGUGUUUUCACAGGACCUAUAUUGUGAAUUAAAGUAAGCUUACUUUUUUGUGACCUCUUUGUGAUCUCUUGGUGACAAAUAUAUGUAAUAAGUAUGUUUA